Funneliformis mosseae is the source of this 300-nucleotide messenger RNA. The record is from the annotation of a GenBank genome assembly. NCBI's taxonomy places the organism in Eukaryota, Fungi, Glomeromycota, Glomeromycetes, Glomerales, Glomeraceae.
AUGGUUUUAAGAAGAAAUUUAGAACAAGCCUUGAAAGACUUGGAAACUAGAAUUAAGGAAUUAGAACAAAAUAACGAAGGAUUACAGUUACAAUUCAACAAUUUAGAGGAAAAGUUCAAAGAGCGAGAAGAAACCAAAACAAAACAAGAAACUAUUAAUAAUUUGGAAGAAAAACGACUAGCAAAGGAGGCAGGAAUACGAGUAUUAGAGCAAACACUUGGAGUAAGUCAAGGAUUUGCAAGAAAUUUUAAUGAUAGAUUCUUUAAUGGCACAAUUAGAUUUUGGAACAGAAACAAAUAA